AUGAAUAAACUUUAAUUAUUACAAAGUAUCAAAAACUUAACUAAACAAGUUGCACUGAGAUAGAGAUUAUUUACAAAUAGAUAAGCAAAUAUCUUAAGUCUAAGCAAUUAGAUUUAAUAUAUAUUUUGCUCAUAAAAGCCAAUUAGGAGUACAUAGGAAGAAGAUUCUUCAUUAUAGGCAUUAAACAAUAACAUUUAUGAUAUUGAAAAUAAUACACAAGUUGGAUAGAUAGUUAAAUUUAAAAAUGACAUAAUUUACUUUACUAAUUUUGAGAAGAGCAAAUUAAAAUUAAAAUCUUUGAUCUAAUUAGAAAAAGAUGCAUAAAAGUAAGCUCUAGUUUUGAGUUUAAAUGAAAAAAUAUCAAGCGCUUUAUGCUUAAACAAGAUUGAUCAUAAUUAAAACUAUUUAGAUCAAUCAAUUAAGCUAGUAAACCCAAAUGGUCUUAAGCUUCAAUUAAAUGGAAAAUAAAUUUGUGGCAAAGUAAUUAACUAUCGUGGUGAAGUUAUUAAGGAAUUUUCACCAUAACCAAGCUAAGAAGGAGAAGUAGCCAAUAAUUAUUCUGAAAAUCGUAAUGAUUAUGAUGUUGAAUUUAACUUACUAGAUUACAAGGAUCACCUUAUACUUCACUAAAAAAGAUUAACUUCAAAGCACUAAUUUUAUACAGGAAAUACUUCAGUAGAUAUGACUUAGCCAAUUUAUUAAGGAAGUUUUGUUAUUCUUAAUGGGGAUUUUAAUACAGGAAAAUCUAACUUGGCAAGCAAAAUGAUUAAGUAAAACUGUACAUUAAAUCCAAAUACUGUUGGUAUUUUUGUAACAUAACACUUUUCUACUGCAGAAAAAGUGUUAAGUGAACUUCAAUCAAAUGAACAUAGCAGAAAUAAUUUUAUCAUAGUUAGCCCUCAAAAUGAUGAAGCAGCUGGUAUGGCUGAAAAAUAUUUAUGUCCUUUUACUGCUUUACAUUUAGCACUCAAAAUUUAAUAGGAAAGGAGUAAAGAUGUUAUUAUUAUAUAUGAUAAUAUCUAUGAUCAUUUUUAAUAAGAAAGUCUUAUUUUUAGAUAGAUUGAUAUGCCUUCAGGAUUCAAUAUUGUUUUGAAGGAGCUAUUUAGUAUGAGUGGUUAUUAUGGAGACAGAAAUGGAAGUAUUUCUAGUAUUUGUAUUUUUGAUAGCAACCGUGCUUCUGAAAAGCACUAAAAAGAAAUAUAAAAUCUAUACUAAGAAGCUGAAAGAUAUGCUAAUGUUAUUAUAGAUUUUGGAUUGAAUGAUCCCUAUAACCUUUAAACACGCCCUAAUAUAUUAUUAAAAGAUUAGAAUUAAGUGCUUAAGAAUCAAGUCCAAAAAUGUCCUAAUGUUUUUUAGAAGACAUCAUUUAUUGUUACUCAUUUCUAAGAAAAAAUAUAAUUAAUGAAUCCAAAAAAUGUGGAUAUAUGCUAUAGUUGUAAAAUAAAAAUUUUACUUUCUGAUAAAAAUGGCUUUUAGUUUUGUUAUGAAUGCAAAAAUAAGCAAGAAAAAUAACAAAGUUAUUUGAAAAAAAUAUGGAAUAAAAUCAAAUCUCAGAAUUGA
Molecule: messenger RNA, 1560 nt
Organism: Tetrahymena thermophila SB210
Lineage: Eukaryota; Ciliophora; Oligohymenophorea; Hymenostomatida; Tetrahymenidae
Product: ATP synthase alpha subunit, nucleotide-binding domain protein
Exons: 2
Molecular function (GO): ATP binding
Source: RefSeq, a predicted model, not a curated record